GAUACCUCAUUUAACCUGCGCAGUGACUUAUGCGCAGUGGAAGUUUCAAAAUGGCGUCAGGUUCAAAAAGAAAAAGUGGGAAAGUGGAGAAAACUUCACUUUUCGAGUGUACAUGUCCAGUAUGUAUGUAUAUUUUAAUAGAACCAGUGACUAUGCCAUGUAAUCACGAGCUAUGCAUGCCGUGCUUCAAGAAGAACGUACAAGAAACGAGUCUACUGUGUCCAAUUUGUCGAACUCGGAUAGCGACUUGGUCGCGGAGGGCCUCCAAAACAAACUCUCUUAUCGACUACAACAGAUGGAAACAGAUUCAAGAACUCUUCCCUACGAGAGUACGGAAUAGAAUAGAAGGCAGGGAUGACAGUGACUCCAGUGAUGAAGAAAGUGUCACUCCAGUGUUUCAUACAGUGGCAGAGCCUGGUGAAGUCAGGAGAGAGUACGAACUUGAACUGAAAAAGCUUCAAGCGCAACAGGAAAUUGAACGUCAAAAAGAGGCUGAAGAGAGUGAAGCUCUGAUUCGUCAGUUACAAGAGGAAGAAGAGAGGUUGGAGGAAGAACGUCGUAGAGCGUUGGAUCGUCUACAACUCAGUGAUGAACUGCUUGCCAAGGAAUUAAGCAGCAAAUAUUCAGAGCCUAAAGUUCCACUCAGGGGUGAAAGAUCAAGUUCAAGGUUAGGGGUCACAACAAGGUCAAGGUCAAAGGGCUUGCAGUCACCGAACCCACAAGGUUGGUUAUAUGACAACAUAAGUCCAACAAGUCGUGUUAGUUCAAAUACAACCCACAAAAACAACCCUGUGAUGGAUAAAUUUCUCGCCAAUGCUAGAUCUCGAUCCCAAUCUAAAACUGAUCUUGAAUCCCUGUCUAAUAGGCAAUCUGGAUCUGGCCUAGGGAUUGAAUCCCACUCUGAUCUUGAUCCCUAUAAUUAUACCUGUAUAAGCCCAAGUGAGAAAGAAUCAAAAAAACUACAAGGAUUAUUGAAUGAUACGCGGUUACUCGACAGCAACAAGGAUAUGGAAUUUUCUAACCUUUUAGAAGACUCAACUUCUGACCCUGUGAUUCCCCUCAUCUACCUUAGUAGUACCAACACUACGCCGGAGCUCCAAUAUAAAAAGAGACUUAAGGGGGAACCAGCGAGCAGCAGUAAUGGGUCGAGCGUGACUGUAGAAAAAAUUCCUACUCCGACUUUUGGUUUUAAGACACCUUCGAGUGAAAGUGAAAUUUUGUUGAGGGAAAUGUCGCAAUCUGGCACAAGUACACCAUUGUCUGCCGUGACAUCAUCAAAGAAGCUCCAGGAUGUAACUACACGACCCAGUAGCGUUGAAAGUGGGGAUAGCAUAUCUGGUGAAAUGUCUCAUUUUAAACCAAUCAAAUCAUGUCCAUUAACUCCGCCGAAAUGUUUGCCGAGUGGGAAAAUAUUGCGAUCACCAGUUAUUCGAAGUACACCUCGGAAUUUGAGUAGACCUGAUUUUCAAUCAUCGGGAUUAACCCGUACUUUCCCACUUGGCAGCCCUGCAGUCCAGAGAAGAAUUCAGUUAUUGGCUGAGGAGCGUAAAGGGUUAAUUCACUCCCUUUCAAAGUCCACAUAUACUGAAUUAAACCAGAUAAAAACUGAGCAUAGCUAUUCGAGUCCAAAGCGUAGACUGGAAGAUUCUAAUCUUGAAGAAGCAAAGCCGAAUGUUGAAGCAAUAUCCAAGAAACUAAAAUUUGAAAAAGUCAUUGAGGAAAAGGAUUACAUUUUACCAUUGGAGCCAAAAUUGGAUGAAAUUGAUGGAUCACAGCCUGAAGGUGUACGUCCACUCCAGGAGAGCACCAUGAGCCACCACAAAGAUAAUGUAGUUCCUCAAGUGAACAUAAAACGUGAAACUCCUGUUGGAAUGUCAAGUCAGCCUUCGACAUCUGCAAGAUCACCUGGGCGAGUGUACAGGAUGACAAAAUCAACCAAAAAUCGCAAUUCAUCAAAACCUUGUCAAAAUGGCACUGCAAAAAACACCAGCACAAUAACCAAUUAUUUUAGAAAGGACACAAAAGUCGGAAUUGAGCUUCUUCCGAAUGUCACAACGACCCCGUUAACACCUAGGACAUUGGAAAAGAGAAUCGAACAAGUUAGAAAGGGUGUAACUGUAAAAACUGAACCAACUUCCACAGAUGUAAAUAAUAUUAAAGUGGAAAUCAAAUCUGAACAUUUUGAGCCUGAAAAUGUAGAGAUGUCAAUGAUUACAAAAAUUAAAACCGAGGAUACCAGAGAUGUACAUAAAACUGUAGAGAAUGUAUUGCCAAAUAAGGAGAAAAGUCCUUCUACUCCUAAAACUGUGAAAAAACAUAAUGAACUAGUUAGUGGUAUACAUGAUAAAACAAGAUCUGAUUUAAACUCAUUGGCAGACAAUGUCAAACAUGAAAUUAAAUCUGAAACUGCAAGUAUGCAGAAUAUGGAUAUUAACACUGAUUCCGAAAGUGAUAAAAACUGUGCCAAUAGAAAGGAAUUAAGGAAGGAAAAGGAACCAAGGUCACCUCAACGAAAUCAACGAAGAAAAAUAAAGGAGGAAGUGAAAACUGAGGUGAAUGUUGAAGAUGUACAAAAUAAUGUAAAAAAUAAACCCGAUGGAGCUAAAAAACAGGCACCUGAGAAAUUACCUUCCCCAAAGAAGAAUACAAAUACUCCAAAAUCAAAAAGCAUCAAGGACAGCAAUAUCGAAUAUACACCUGAUCAAACGAGAGGAAAAAUUCUUAUUUGUGAGAAAUAUGCAAACAUUACACCUCAAACGCCUAAAAUGGGAGCCAAAAGACAGACUGUGUUAAAGAAGCAAACACAACAAAAGUUAAUCAAAAUAGAACUGAAAAAUAAUUCUCAGGACAACAGUCAAAAGGAUUCCAAGAAUUUACGUAGCAAGAUAUCUCCAAAUCGGAGACAAACUCGGAGCGGGCGGAUUGUAAAAUCGAAUAAAAAACUUAAACAUGAUCCAAAACAACCAAAAAUAUUCUCGAAAAGAAACCAAGUAGAAAAUAACAAUUCAAUAAAGGACGAAUCAAAUUUGCCCCUUGAUUCCCCUGAAAAGUUUAUUCAUGAUUUCAAAAACGACGAUGAUUAUUGGAAAUAUGUUGAAGAACGCGAUCGACUAAUUGCAAUAAAGCUUCAACAAGAUUAUGAACUAGAAGCAAAACUAAAUCUGACUAGUAUUCGUACUAAGGGGUCUUCGGAUGAAUAUAAACUACGGACAAGGAGGUCUAAAAGAAUUCAACAUUGAAUAUGAAUUUUAAUUUUCCUUUCCAAAUAUUUCAAGGUUGGCUAGUCAAAAAUUUCCAGAAUUACUUUGAAAUAAUUUGAAGGGAAAUUUUAGUAAAGUUAUAUAAAAAUACUCAGCUGAAACUAAGUUGGCUGUACUAGGGAUGGCAUUCAAUUGUAACUUUUGAGAAUGCCCCUCAUUUACCCUGAUGUACCAAAAAUGUGUCUUUCACUUGAAUAUAAUAUUAAAAAAAUAUCAACAAUCUGCAACAAAAUUGACAUUCACCCACUCCCCCUUAUUAAAUGAAGAUUCUCUCACAAUUGUUAAGAAUUGGACACCAUCCCUUUACUAAAUGUGUUUGACUGUACUGUUAAAGGCUUCCAUUAUAAGUAAGGGGGAGGGGGGUAGUAGUAAACUGAUAUUGACAUGACAACUUACUGUUAUAUUGCAUAUUGAUAAUGACAUCUAUGCAAUGAUAUUUCAUAAAUAUUAUAGUAACGCAAAUUGUCAUUUUAAAAAGGCAUGUGUAUAAAACAUUUGUAUGUUAGUGCUUUGUUGUAAUGAAGUUUAAAGGAGUGUUAUUCUUACAUUGUUAAAUGUUACAUCGUUAUUGCAGUAUUGUGCCUCACUGAGUAAAAUGAUAUAAUCAUUUUAGCCAUGAGUGUUGGGCAGAUAUAAAGAUGGCAGCACCAGCAGAAUCCAAUAUUAUAUUUCUCUAAAUCAGCAUAGAUUGAUUACCAAUUUACCAUGCCAUUUUUUUGUUAAAAAUAAUUACAAUCCACCUCAGGCUGUCCUUUUAGCAUUAGCUUUGUACACUCCCUUCAAAAUUUGGCAAUACUUCUCUAUUGGACCACAUGUUACAUUCAUUAGGGUUGUCAAACUUUUGGAGGGAGUGUACCCCUUUCUUAUCUCAAAAGCUAUAAAUGUACCCAGACCAAGACAUGAAAGAAUGUACAUUUAUGUCAAUUCAGUGCCAUAUUGAACAAGUAUAAGAUGAGAUGUAGUAUGAGGUGGGGUCUGUUUGGGGUUCUUUACUCUUUGUAUGCACGAAUGCAACUAACACCUGUUGGCUACUGGAUUAACCUAGUAUUUUAUGACCAACUCAUUAAAUAUUAAUGGAAUAGUGGCAGGUACUAUUCAUAUU
Owenia fusiformis is the source of this 4362-nucleotide messenger RNA. The record is from the annotation of a GenBank genome assembly. Lineage: Eukaryota; Metazoa; Annelida; Polychaeta; Sabellida; Oweniidae.